Cynara cardunculus var. scolymus (artichoke) is the source of this 621-nucleotide messenger RNA. RefSeq lists its product as uncharacterized. The coding region runs from base 1 to 621 and encodes 206 amino acids. The record is from RefSeq and is a predicted model, not a curated record. The transcript has 2 exons. Lineage: Eukaryota; Viridiplantae; Streptophyta; Magnoliopsida; Asterales; Asteraceae. Gene Ontology annotation, molecular function: nucleic acid binding.
AUGGAUUUUGGAGGAAACUGGGAUAACCAUUUGCCAUUGGUAGAGUUUUCCUACAAUAACAGUUAUCACAAUAGUAUCCAGUGUGCCCUCUAUGAAGCCUUGUAUGGUCGAAAAUGUCGAUCCCCACUUAGUUGGGUGGAAAUCGGGGAUAGUCAACUGACAGGACCCGAGGUGGGAGACAAGGUGCUUUUGAAAGUAUCMCCUUGGAAAGGUUUAGUGCGGUUUGGUAAAAGAGGUAUAUUGAGCCCUAGGAACAUUGGACCCUUUGAAUUUAUUGACAAAGUUGGUCCCGUCGCAUAUAAGCUCAAGUUACCCGAAGAGAUGAGCGAGAUUCAUGGCACGUUUCAUGUUUCGAACCUUAAAAAGUGUUUAGCCGACGAAACUCAAAUUGUUCCCUUGGAAGAAAUUCAAGUAGACAAAACUCUUCACUUUGUUGAAGAACCAGAAGAGAUACUCGACAGGGAAGUUAAGCAGCUCAAAAGGAGUAAAAUCCCGAUCGUCAAGGUUCACUGGAAAUCCAGGCAUGGACCGGAAUACACUUGGGAACGUGAGGACUUUAUGAAACAGAAAUACCCUUAUCUCUUUACUAGAACGGGUGACCGCAUGUCAAAAAAAAAUUGA